Messenger RNA from Xenopus laevis (African clawed frog), 1498 nucleotides. RefSeq lists its product as uncharacterized. Bases 1 to 1269 code for a protein of 422 amino acids. Lineage: Eukaryota; Metazoa; Chordata; Amphibia; Anura; Pipidae. The record is from RefSeq and is a predicted model, not a curated record. The transcript is spliced from 11 exons.
AUGGAACAGACAGAGAAAGAAAGCUCAAAGAAGAAAGCAAAGGCUGGAAAGAAAGUGUUACACUGGCUUCAGUUAACAUCUACUAAACCAAAGAAAACAACAAUCUUACAUAAAACUUCAAUUACAUUAAUAGUAACGAAAACAAUUUUGAACAUGAAAAGAAUGUAUUUCAGUUAUAUUUUAUGGAUAGUAUUUGGAAUCAUUAUUUGUACAGAUGCCAUAUCAGAUGUGAAAACAAACGAUACGGACAUAACAUUGGAUGAAAAUGACAGUGGAUACAUUAUAUAUAUCAUUGCAAUGGGUGUUUUGCUCCCAGUUGUACUGAUGGGAGGGCUUGGAUGGUAUCUCUUUGCCAAGCAGAAAAAGGCUAAAUGGGUUUUUGACAUAGAAGCACAAACAGCAGUACAGAAGACAUUGCCACCAAUGAAGGAGCUCUUGCCACAAGUGAUCGAACAGAAGAAAUUGCCACAAGUAAUGGAACAGAAGAAAUUGCCACAAGUAAUGGAACAGAAGAAAUUGCCACAAGAGAAUGAACAGAAGACAUUGCCCAGAACUCCUAAAAAGAAAAAGAAAAAGCCCCGGGCCUCCAUGAAAAAAAUUAUAAAGAAGUCAUUGGAGGACAUGGGAGAAGAUGAGGAACAGGAAUCAGAAUUAAGAAGAAUUCCUAGUCCAAAACAGGCAAGGCACAAGAAAAAAGAAAAAAGUAAAGCCUCUGUGAAAGAAGCAGAACCAGAGGAUGUGGAAGAUCAGAAAUCAGAAAGCGACAAAACUCCCGAGUCCGCUAUUAAAAAGACAGAGUGUCAUAUCAGGAUAGAGGAAGACCAGCUUUCAGAUAAGCAAGACGACUUGGGCAUAGACUAUUUCCUGCCAUUGUUGACCGAGUACCUUAAAAAUAGAAACCCCCCAGAUAGGCCUGUGCAUAGGAGGUAUGAAAUUUAUGAGUGGGCACAAGAGAUUGGAACAGAGCCAACUCCUCCUGCAAGCUUCACAGAGCAGGAUAAGGAUGAUAUGAGCCCGUCAUAUACUAUAGUAAGGCACAUGCAGUGGAUACAUGAAGUCCCCGAUGAAAAUGAAGAAUCGGAAGAAACGCAUGUGAAACAUAAAAGCCCUGUUAAAAAGAAAAAGUCAACAAAACAAGCAAAAAGAAGCUUAGAAAAGGAACAGACAGAGUCCUUAGAGAAAAUAAGCCCAGAAACUGUGAAGAAAAAGGCUCCAGAGAAAGAAAGCUCAAAGAAGAAAGCAAAGGCUGGAAAGAAAGAAAGUAAAUAGAAUGAGCAAGUAAAAGAUCCCGAGAAAGGAAGCAAACUAAAAAGAAAGUCAAAGGAAAGAACAGUGCAAGAAAUGCUCAAGCAAUAAUAAAUCAGACCCAUAUAUUUAUGAAAAUGUAAAUUUGUAUAUAUGUAUGUGUACAUAUAUGUUUAAAUUCCCAAUAAAUAUUUACAUUAAUACCAAUAUUGUGUCUAUUUUUUUAAACUAGUUCUACAAUUGUUAUCAAUAG